AUGCGCGGAAGCCGCAUCGUUGCUCAGAACGAGCGGACAGAGUUUGCACAGCUGCUGAGCGAGCAACACCAAGCCACACUCCAUACAACGCUAAGUCAGGCACGAAUGAAGGAAGGUGUCAUGGAGACUCGUGCGGCCGCCGAGGCAGCUCAGGCCAAGACUUCGCUGCUUGAAGCCGAAACCCUGCUUCGAGCCCCAUUUGCGCCCGAAUCAGGUCUGCAGAACAUUGCCUAUCUCGGGCGAGGCUACGACGUCGUUCGCGGCAACCCUCAGAGCACUGGCACAGAGGUCGACCCUGGCAUCCGCGCGUCCAUCAUGGUGUUGGAGCAUGCAGAGCGCCGCAUGACAGCCGACGGCAAGUUCUAUGUUCCAGAUAACGUGGAUGUCAUCAUGGAGCCAGUCAACCGAUUUGAGUCAAGUUCGAAGCUUGUUCGUUCCGAGCAAAGCUACAAGACCACGCUCGAGAGCGACCUGAAGAUUCGUGCAAGUGCUUCGUAUGGUCCGUUCGCCAAGGGAUCGUUCUCUGCCAGCGAGUCAUACCAGCAGGUUCGCGACUCGAUGCUCAAGCGUGAGAGCAUGUUUUUGGACUCUCGUGCGGAAACAGUGUCAUACCGUGCGCGGCUCGAGGACACAUUGCCGCUCAAGCUCACGGCCGAGUUUCGCCACGCAGUGCAGCCGUACGACGAUUUGUUGGAAACAUUUGGCACGCACUACAUGCACGAGGUGACGAUGGGCGGCCGUGGCAUGCAGCGAUUUUCCAUCGACAUGAGCGAAGCAGCCACGUUGGACGAAACUGUCACGGGAUCCACUGUUGCAACGGAAAUCUCUGGCGGGUUUGGGGCAUUCUCGGCAUCGAUUGGCUUUGACAUGUCCAUGAAGUUGUCUCAGCAAGCGCGCUCCAUGUCAAUGUCCUCAACCUCAAAAUCGACCGAGUGGUUUAUCGGCGGUGAGCCAGGCCUCGGUCAAUUCUCGGCCGACGAUCUGUUGACCUCUCUCAAGGACUGGGCGCGCACUGUCGGAAGCAACCCGGUUCCCAUUCGCAUGCAAGUGGCGCCAAUCAUCGAGCUCCUGGACGCCCUUCUCUUUCCUGAAGACCCCCACAUUGCCGACAAGCAGACGCUUCUUGCAUCCUACCUUGCGAGCUACUGCGAGUCUGUGAGUGGAGCAAACUGCGGCGAUGGCGGCGACCGUGACUUCACCGGCGAUGAGACAGUUUUGCGCUAUGGAGACUUUGUCACGCUGGACCAGCUCACCGGUGUCAACGAAGGCUAUCGGCUUCGCGCCACGACUGCGGCUGCCUCCGCGCCCUCGGCAAUCUCGUCGCAGGUCAGCGUGCUUAGCAGCACAAGUCGAUUCCUGGGUGUUCGUCUUGACUAUUCGAACGCCACCCAUGAUUUUCCGAUGCAAACCUAUGAGGGCGAUUCCAUGUCCUUCCAAGUCGUCGCUCUGCGCAUCGAGCGCUUCUGCUCGUGCAUGUACGCGUCCAACGACGACAACUCGAUUCGCUUCCAAUCGCGUUUCCCGCCAAUUCUCAUCUCCCAGAAACCGUCGUACAAAUUCAGCGUGAUCGGCAACGAAGGCUCUUGCCCAUACUCGACGCUCCAGACCGAGAACAUGUUUGCGUACAGCCGCGAUCGGAGCGACAAGGUGUUUUACUACGCGUACGACGACGACUGGUGGCGCUGGUCCUGCGAGAAUACCAAGCCUGGCGACUGGGCACGCGACCAAGCCAGUGCCAGCUUCCAGGUCGUCGAACGGUUUGCUUUCUCAACUAGGGAGAACCACUUUUUCAGGAUUAUCUCGCCACUCCUCCUCAUCACUCUCGACAAGCAGCCAGUGUUCUACGGCGACGAGCUGCACCUUGUUUCGGUUGAUGGCUCCAUUACGCUCGGCGCCGGCAACAGGCUGGAAUCUGUCGAUCAAGGGUCGAAUACCACCUUGCCGCCAAUGCGCUUCAAGAUCUACGGACGGAACUCGACCUUUGGCACGCCUGUGCGGCGCUCAGAACGUGUCAUGUUGCAGACAAUGCCGGACUCGCAAAACGAAUACUUCAGGAAGUUGACUGGCAACCGUCGGUUCAACACGUACAUUCCCAUGUUUUUGCAACUGGCCACGUCCGCGCCGGUAGCCCCUUCCGGAGGCACUCAGUUGGAUUACUCAAUGCUUCGCAUCAUGAAACCGUUCCCAUUGAGCGUUUCGCGGCUUUCGGCCUUCGAGUGGGUUUUGAACAAGGCGCCCAAACUGGACACUCCAGCUGCUGACAACGUCCUCUCCUUCAUCAAGCAGCCCACAAUGGCCGUCACGGUGCUCCAGCCCUUCUCUGCGUUGGAAAUGACGAGCAACACCAAUGGCACUGUGGUUUUGGCGGUUGUCUUUUCGGAUCCAGUUGUUCGCACCUCCGUUCCGCCUCCGCAGUUUGUGGGUUUGGAUUGGAUUCGUCCCAAGCGCCUGUGGCCAAACAACUUUGCUGUUCGUCUGCAACCCACCGUGUCCUCGGUCGGCACCGUUACUGGAAAUGUCACAAACGUCGUGUAUGAGGAAGCGCAGCUGCAGGUGCAUUUGGUUGUCACUGUCACUUUCGGUCGGCAACUUGCCGUUGGCGACACAAUCACAACCACCGCCGUUAACGUCGAAGGCGCGAAUGAGCAGCCCAUCUUCCAGCCCACACAAGCCGUGCAGCUCAACUUUGAGCCAGUGUUCCAGCUCGCUUUCGUUCAGUGGAAUGUCACGAAUACCACAACUGUGCUUGCUCCGUUUGACACUUUGCGUGUCGCCACGGUUCGUGCCGACUUCAGCGAGCCGGUCUUUUCCGCGGCGUCUGGCGGAUCUCUCGACGUUUCGUGCUUUGCUCUUUUGGGCUUCGACGUCGCCAGCUCGGGAGUGUUUGCUGCGAACGCCACCAUCCUUGCCGUGACGCUUGUGCCAGGCUCCAAUAGCACUGCCUAUUUGCUCGAUCUGUCCUAUUUCCAGCUUGGUCCGUACGAUUCGCCGCUCUCUGCACCGAUGUACUAUGUCUUCCCCACUGGCGCCGGCAUUAUCACACGCGGUACCGAACACCGUGCUGCAACCGCGGUUCGAGCUGAUUUGCGCGUACCUGUGACUCUUCCUGUUCCGCCGGCCUGA
Molecule: messenger RNA, 3123 nt
Organism: Capsaspora owczarzaki ATCC 30864
Lineage: Eukaryota; Filasterea; Ministeriida; Capsasporidae
Exons: 6
Coding region: 1-3123 (1040 amino acids)
Source: RefSeq, a predicted model, not a curated record